Molecule: messenger RNA, 8535 nt
Organism: Pelmatolapia mariae (spotted tilapia)
Lineage: Eukaryota; Metazoa; Chordata; Actinopteri; Cichliformes; Cichlidae
Gene: dido1
Product: death inducer-obliterator 1
Exons: 17
Coding region: 231-7943 (2570 amino acids)
Biological process (GO): apoptotic signaling pathway; DNA-templated transcription
Source: RefSeq, a predicted model, not a curated record
CCGUCAGCCAUCUGCUGCAGUCAGUUAGCUCCAAAGGGAAUGGAAAAUGGAGGACUGACCCAUGAAAGAGCGAGGGGACAUUAUCCGUAUUUAUAACGCAUGGGUUCUCUAACCUCAUACUAAUUCUGAUGAUUUGGGAUUUAUGUGAAGCUUUUUUGUUUGAAGAACUGCUUUGUUAGACAUCUGCUGAACUGCAGACAUUAAUUUUGAAAAUAGUGACUCCAUCAUCUAUGGAUGGGAAUGUGAGCCCUGAGCUCUCUCUAGCCCCUGAGCCAGAGCAGAGCCGGGACCGCAUGGAUAGCUGCUCUCAAGGCGUUGGAAAAGGACGUAGUGAGAAGGAGGAACAGUUUCACCUUGAAAGUGAGAAUGUGGCAAAACAGUUGGUAGGGGAGCAAGAUAAAUCUUCAAAGGCCAAGAGCGAGCUAAAGAAGACUUGGGGUUUCCGUCGGUCCACCAUUGCAAAGAGAGAGAUGCCAGUGGAAGCGGUAACCGACAGCCCUGAAACCCGCUGUCCUGUGCGCCGUAGUGGCCGACAGCCUAAACGUACUGACAAACUAGAGGAAUUCCUCUUGAAUGCCAAAAGAGCGUCAAGAAAGAGCGCACCUCCCAGUGUGGAAAGUGGAGAUCCUCCUUCACAAACCCCAACUGAUGCAGAGACGGCCUCAGAGGCCAGCUUUGAUGGUAAUGCUGAUUCCAAGGCCGUUGAGGAAAAAGCAGAGACUCCUGAGAGAAGGACAAGGAGUGGUGCAAGGAAGCAGACUCAAAGGAAAGGUCGAGGUGGUGGCAGACAGACCCGAGGUGGUGGAGCGACGGUGAAAGAUGAGGGAAGCUCUGAGAAUGAAGAAGACAGUAAAGAUGCUGUCAAGAAUGCACAGGAUGACAGUGAGGAGAAAAAAGAAGAAAAGAGUGAUCCCAUUUCUGAAGCUGUAGGGAGUGUCAGUGCAGCACAGACUCAGCCAGAGGAGGACUCUGAGAAGAAGGAGUUUGCUGAGGAGAAGAAUGACGAUAAAAAUGAUGAACUUGAGAAGACUGGCGAGGAUGAGGCAGACAAGGCUGCAGCAGUGCAGGGAAAACGUGGACCAAUAAGGACAUAUGUCAAUAAAAAGAAGGCAGCUAAUAAGAACAUUACACCUGUUAAAGCUGCUGACAACAAGAACAAUGCUCUUGUAAAGAAGGAAGCAAAGCCUAAAGCUACCCAGAGUGGUGUAAAAACACGGAAACCCCAGACACAGGAGGAGGAGGAAGAGGGGGAGGAGGAAGAAGAAGAAGAUGAUGAUGAUGAAGAUGAUGAGGAUGAGAAUGACUUAUCCACAUCGUCCUCUUCAGUGGAGUCUGAUGAUGGAGGCUAUGACCCCAAUGCACUUUACUGCAUCUGUCGUCAAAAACAUAACAAAAGGUUUAUGAUCUGCUGUGACCGCUGUGAAGAGUGGUUUCAUGGGGACUGUGUGGGAAUCACUGAGGCCCGUGGACGGCUGAUGGAGAGAAAUGGGGAAGACUACAUCUGCCCAAACUGCACCGCUAAGAAAAACCAGGUGGUCAGGCCUGCAACUUCUAUUCUUUCUACAAAUAUGGAAAUUGGGAAGCCCAAAGCUGAUUUUGCUUCACCGACCAAUGCUUCCACUCCUCCUGUUGUUACCUCGUCUACAAGUGCUGUUAAAGGUAAUAAUGCCGGAGGGGACUCCAGUCCGUCAGCUGUUCGAGCAGCAGCUUCAUCUGCACAAACUACUGGUACUGAUGAGAAAGCAACAGAGGACCUGGGUAUCAAAGGAAGGAUAGAGAAGGCUACUAAUCCAACGGGAAAAAAGAAGAUAAAAAUCUUUCAGCCGGCAGUACAGCAACCAGCUGAACCAAAGGCAGAGAAGGCCACACCACCUGUUGAGAAGAAGGCAACAGAAGGCACACCAGAAGUCAGAGCCCCACCAGACACAGAACAGAAAGUCGCAUCACACGUGGAGGUGAAAACGACCCCAACAGUGGCGGUUCCCGAGGACAAGGCUGAGCAAAAGGCUGAUGAGGAGUCUUCCCUCUCAAGAUGUAUUGGACCUGGCUGUGAAAAUGAUGCCCAACCUGACUCUGUGUACUGUGGAAAUGACUGUAUCCUGAGACAUGCUGCUGCUGCGAUGAAGUCCAUCACUGAUGUCAAAGAGCCCAAGCAAAAGGAUAAGGCCAAGGCUCAGAAAAAGUCCACACUAAAGGGGACCGGUGCCGCUGGGAAGAAGGUGCAGAAGAAGACCCAGGAGGAGUCGGAUAGCGAAGACCACAGUCCUGAUCCAGAUGAUGACGACGAAGAUGAGCAUGCUGAGGAACACCCACCUCCGCCAGCCACUGCAUCCUGGUCCAGCGACCAUAAUUACAUUGCAGUAACACCAGAAAAGACUACACCCAUAUCACCAACAGUGUUAAACAAAAAGUCCCCAACUAAAGAAGAGAAGCACAGUGAGAAGGACCAUAAGGAAAAGGAACCAGCCCCAGCUCCUGAGAAAUCCUCUUCAGCAUCUGCGGCAGCUGGAAAAGGAAACAAGAAGUCCACAGCAACAAAACCAACCAAGGUUUCCCCAAAGGGAAAGAAACCUCCAGUUCAAGCUGCCAGUUCAAAGGGAUCCAAGAAGCCUGUGACACCCCCAGCUAAAACUGCAACAAAGUCCAAAAAGGCCGGCCAGCCACCUGUCCACUCCCCAUCUCCCUUUCCUUCAGGCCCGAUCCACGUCACAGGAGCACUGAGAGUCACCAAGUCUAACUUCACCAUUCCCAAGAAGCAACCUCAGCAAAAGGACACUAGUCCCCACAGACAGUCGUCCUCAUCCCCUAGAGUCCCAUCAUCCCCAGUUUCCUCCUCUCCCUCCAGCCACUCUUCAUCCUCCAGACCUCCACAUUCAGCUGUUUCAGCACCACCUGUUUCCCCUAUGGCGCCUCCACCCAACAACCAGAUGAGACAGAACAUCCGGCGGUCUUUGACAGACAUCCUUUAUAAAAGGGUGUGCGACAGUGAUGAUCUGAAAAUGACAGAGAGCGAGGUGGGGCGACUGGCAUUUGCUAUUGAAAAGGAGAUGUUUAACCUGUGUCUUAGCACCGACAGCAAAUACAAAAACAAAUACAGGUCCCUCAUGUUCAAUCUGAAGGACCCUAAAAACAAAGGCUUGUUCUACCGAGUGGUGGGAGGUGAGGUCAGUCCCUUUAGACUGGUCAGACUAAGUGCUGAAGAGCUGCUUUCAAAGGAGAUAUCUGAGUGGAGGAAGCCUGAGGCUCCUGAGCCUCAGUCUCCUAGUGCAAAAGCCCAUUCAGGGCAGUCCAAACCAGGCAACAGGCAUGAUGGUGGCUCCCAUAGCGUCGAUGUGGAGGAUGCUCCACCAACAUCUGAUGCAGAUGUAUGUAUCUCUGCCACCACUUCAUCUUCUCGCAUGGCUUCUUCUACAGAUCAGGAGGAAUCUGGUUCCACCCCUUCAGCUUCAGCUCAGGCAUCUGCUGCUGAGGGGAACAGUGGCAGCAGCAUGCCAGACAUUUUUAGUAGCAUGCUCAAAGACACUACUUCUGAACACAGGGCUCAUCUGUUUGACCUCAACUGCAAAAUAUGUACAGGCCAAAAGACAGAAGAUGAGCCUGCUGCUAAAAAAGCCAGACUCACCAAGAAGCCUGAAACAAAGCCACCCAGACAAGAGUCAUUCUCAUCCAGAUCAGGGGAUGUCUCACCUGUCAGCCAGCCACAGGCCGGCAUAGCCACCUACCAAGAUCCUUCAUUGUACCAACACCCGGCCUCUUCAUCCUACCAGUCCACCGUAGAGCCAGCAGUUCCAGAAUCACAGCCACAGCUCUAUCAGGAGGAUGGCACCAUGAUGGCACCUGCAGCACAGGCCCCUGUACCCGUCACCCCCACUGUCUCCUCUGUCAGUAUCACCCGCAGGGACCCUCGCAUGGCCAGGCACAGCACCGGGGUGAGCGUCACUUACAUGGCCCCAGAAAAGCCUGCCAGCAAUGCAGCAGACCCACUCCCAGCUCCUGUUACUGCUCCAGUUGAGGUUUUACCUAAGGCACCACUACCGAUGCCCCCUGCGCCACCACCUUCAGUCGCUGCGCCCAAACCUUCAAAAACAAGUGGAUCUGAGCCGCCUCCUGAGGGGGAAACUGCAAUAUUUCUCCAUGGUCAAGAGAAGAUUUGGAAAGGAUUUAUCAACAUGCAGUCAGUAGCAAAGUUUGUAACCAAGGCUUACCUGGUCUCGGGAUCAUUUGAACACCUGAAAGAGGAUUUGCCAGACACCAUUCAUGUUGGAGGUCGGAUUUCUCCAACCACAGUUUGGGACUAUGUUGGGAAGCUAAAAACCUCCCUCUCCAAGGAGCUGUGUCUGAUCCGUUUCCAUCCAGCCACAGAGGAGGAAGAGGUGGCAUACGUCUCUCUUUUCUCAUACUUUAGCAGCAGAAAACGAUUUGGUGUGGUAGCUAACAACAACCGCCGCAUCAAAGACCUCUAUCUCAUCCCCCUGGGCUCAAAGGACCCAUUACCCUCCAAACUGUUGCCAUUUGACGGGCCAGGUCUUGAACCAGCUCGUCCCAACCUGCUCCUUGGCCUGCUGAUCUGCCAGAAGGAUAGAAAACGUCCUGGUGCUCCGUUAGAAAGUGAAGAGAAACGGUCCAAGACUCAAACCAAAGAUGCAGAGGAAACCGGCCUUCCAAAGCCACCUCCUGUAGUCAAAGCAGAAAAGAACACACGGCAAAGUCUUGAAAUCCCCUUCAGCACAACUCCUCCAGGAUCACCUCCAUCUAGCUCCUCCGAGGCUUCCACCACCUCUGUUCUGUCCCUGUUAUCUUCCAUCAAGGCUCCAUCCACAUCCGCUACCACUGACAAGGACUCCGUUUCUUCAUCCAACUCUGUUUCUUCAUCCGCAGCAGCUGCCACUCCUCUUGAGACCAUUCUCAAGACUCUUUUUGGGAAGAAAAAACAUGACUCUGAAGCUUCCAACUCACCGUCUGAUCAGGGUGGGGAAUUCGCUGCCCCAACAGGUACAAUGUUAGACCCUAUAGUUCAGAAAUUUGCACAGAUUUCUAAAGAAAAAGCAGUAGAGGAGGAUGAAGAUGACCGACCUUAUGACCCAGAAGAAGAAUAUGACCCCAGUAGAGCCUACAAUGUGCCGAAGAAGCCCAUGGAGGUGGUAACCAAACCUGAAGUCACUAAGCAACCUAAGGUGGAAACAAGUGAAGCUGAUGAUGUUGCAUAUGACCCAGAGGAUGACUCUAUUUUCGAAGAGGUUAAAACUUUAGUUCCAGGUCAAGCUAAGCCUGCAACUGAGUCUGCAGCCGAUCCCCAAAAGAUUCUUGAGAGCCUUAAACACAUUGGUGAUCAAGCAUUACAGAAACAAGGAGAACAGCAAAUGUCCUCUACAAGCACUCCUAUUGCCUCAGUGACACUUGCAAGCACACUCUUAACUCAACCUACAAAAUCUCUUUUGGCCAAUUGUCAGUUGCUACAGCUUGGCAAAAAGGUUGAGGAGCUUGUGAAAUCUUCAUCUGUUGCUCCUUUAAUCAAUCAGAGGAGAGAUCCCAGACAAAGCAGGGAUCCUCGCCAGUCUACAGGCAGCAGAAAACUGUCUGAUGAACCUGAGGACAAAGAGGAGACACCUGCUCCAGCGACCGAUCCUGUUCCUCCAGCCUCACAGCCUGAGGUGCAAGAGCUGCAGUCGCCUAAAACAGGCGAACCUGCAGACUCGUCACAAGAUUCAGACCCCUCACUGCAUCAAGAGGAAGUGAAAAGUGAGGCGCUAGUUUUCAUGGAAUCGGACAAGGCAGAGGUUUCAAUUCCUUUAUUAGGCGAAAAGGUGGAACCUGAUAUGGAAGUCAGCUACACAGAUGAGAAAGAAGAGAAAAAAGAGGAAAGCGAACCAGUUAAGUCUGAAACAGAGAUGGACAAGUUCAGUAUGUGGCCAAAUGCAGCCAGUAUUUUAAAAGCUGAGGAUUCAGAGUAUGAGGAGAAUAGCCAAGAGACAUCUACAGCAAGCUAUUACAGUGAGCCUGCAAAAACAUCCACAAUAACUUCGACAAUCCCAGUACUCACUCAGAGCACAGCAGCAGCUGACACUCAGUCACAUCACAUGCUGCAUCACAUGACAGGGUCAGACUUCAACAGUGAGUACAAACCUCCAGCUGACAUUCCUCCACAAUCCAACUUCUCCCUUCCCCGUUCCAUGCAGGGCCAAAAUCUAAUAAUGAGGCCGCCUCCAGUGCCUGUGCUACCACCCAUGCAGGCCAUGCAAGGUCCUCCAAUGUCAGGCCCCCUUCCUAUUCAGGGACCCCCUCCUCCAAUCCAUGUUCCUCCCCCUGUGCACAGUCAUCCCCCAAUGCAAGGUGACAGCAGUCAGCAGUAUGGCCCACCACCAUCUUCAUACCCUCCCUAUCAAAACCAGUGGUCAAGCACGCAGCCACCACCUCAACAGCCACCACCUGGUCCGCCACCUCAGAAUAUCAUGCCACCCAGAGGCCCACCGCCACCAUUCCCUCCAGUAGCCCAGAGGGGCCCACCUCCUCAGAUAUUUGAUCCCUCCAUUCCCCCUCAGCACAUUGGACAACCAGGUCCUCCUCCAGGACUUCCCCUUCCCCCCACCUUCGAUGGACAGAACAGCUUAGCUCCGCCCAGAUUCACUAGUCCUCCCCCACCACCUUUUAAUUUCCCUGGAAACAGAGGUCCUCCUCUGCCUUUCACCGCUCCGCCACCUGGUCACUUUGAUAACAGGCUUCCUCCUCCAAAUCUCUUUCCAGGGCAUAGGGGUCCCCCACCACCUCAGUAUGGUGACCAUGGGGCUCAACCAACAAUAGUAGACCAGGCUCGAGGAUCUGCAGAACAGUAUAACAAAGAUGCUGUUAAUAAUCCCAAUCAGGGCCCUCCACCAGGUCCAAGCUACCGGGGACCUCCACAUAACCAGUAUGAGGACAGACGAGGUCAGCCUCCCAGUGGGGAGCACUUCAAUCCACAAAUCCAGUAUGGGGGCUCCAGACCUCCAUCUUCACCACCACACCGAGGAUUUUUUGAUGAGCACAGAGGUCCUCCAUCUCAGGAGACCAGACCUCCGCCUUUUGCAGGCUCUGACCGGUACCGCUUUGACAGGUAUUCUGAUGAGGCUAGACCUGUUCGCCACAGCGGGCCACUGCUGCCAACUCCUCCGGAGGCUCCACUAGGUCCGCCAGACCUACACCGGGACGAUCACUGGCGCCGCCAUUCUCCUGAAAUGAGGAGGAGGAGCAGCACCACCCGUGAGGACUCAGAGCCUCGCAGUGGAGAUCGCUUCAGCCGCUUUGAAGGACAUAGAGAACUCAUUCAUGGUUCCUCACAGGCCCCUGAUGAGAGGCCGAGGGACCUGUCUGAGGACCGCCGGAGAGAGAAAGAGAGAGAUGUCCCUCAUGCUGGCAGGCCCUCAUGGGACAAGGGGCAGGGAAAGCGGUGGAGCCGAGAAAGAGAGUGGGACAGAGGCAGAGAAAGGGACCGGGAUCAUGAGCGUAGCCGAGAAAGAGACCGCAGCAGAGGGAGGGAGGGUGAGAGGCACAGGGAUGCAGAGGUAGAACGACACAGGGAUCAAGAUUCAGACAAGAGGCGAGACCGAGAUAGGGACAGGGAAAGAGACAGAGGUAGGGAAUCUGACAGGAAAGACUUGGACCGAGAUAGGGGGAGAAACCGUGACAGAGAGCGAGAACGAGAGCGUGAGAGAGACAGGAAGCGGGACCGAUCCAGAAGCAGAGAGAGAGACCGUGACAGGGAUCGUGGGAAAGAUCGGGGUAGAGACAGGGACAGAGAUCGAGAUAGGGACAGAGAGAGGGAGAGAGAGAGAGAAAAGGAGAGGGACCGUGACAGAGGCAGAGAUCGUCGGGAAAGAAGCAGAAGCCGAGAUAAGAAAGAAGAGAAAAAGGACAGUAAACACGAUACGUCCAAGGACAGUGAUAAAACCACAGAAAAGAACGUUUCCUAGUCUGUUUUAUUGACAUUAUGGUUCCAAGACUUUUACAUCUUUAAUCACUGUAAAAACAGAAGAGCAGUAUUUCGUCAGAUUUCCACGGUUGUGUUCCUACCAGACAAAAACAUUUAAAUAUGUUUGUAUUCUCUUUGUCACCUAAAGGUUUCCAAGUUUGUUUUAUUGCAUUUGAAAAGCAAAAAACUGAAUGCAAGCUAAACUGCUUGUGGUACAAGACGUAUUAAUGUAGGCUGCACAGUCCUAUUACAUGUACCUUUUUUUUUUUGUCAAAGCAUUUUUCUUUUUAGAAAACAAUAAUGUAACUGAUUCACGCCAUUUGCAAUAUGUAAAUAUGAAUGUAUUUGUGUAUAUAAGGAUGUUUUUAAUCAUACUUUUCUAAGUAGAGAAAAUAAAAGCCAUAUAUCUGAGAUGGAUAAUGUGAAGGCUAAAGAUACACUGAGACAUAAAUGUGUUUAUAUGUUCAACAGAUUUGAAAUAAAAUGACAUCAGCCUUACAGUAUACACCACAAAAAUGGUUGUUUAUGAACUGUCACUUUAUUUUGUUUCAGCUCUACUAAUAAACCUGUUUGAUGGCAUUUGUUUUGGAUGU